This is a messenger RNA of Stereum hirsutum FP-91666 SS1, 579 nucleotides long. RefSeq lists its product as uncharacterized. Lineage: Eukaryota; Fungi; Basidiomycota; Agaricomycetes; Russulales; Stereaceae. The annotation marks the transcript as partial. The transcript has a single exon. The record is from RefSeq and is a predicted model, not a curated record.
AUGCUUAGAGGCUCAGACCUCGAAGGCUUCCGAAUCCCGGGUGUUGCUGAUCGGAUCAUAACAAAGCUGUUUGCAGAUGACACAACAGUGUACCUAUCGCAAAAUGACUCUUUCGAGAGGCUGCAAGAGAUCUUACAACUUUGGUGUAGCGCCUCCGGGGCGAAGUUCAAUGUUGCGAAGACUGAAAUUAUCCCAAUAGGGACACCUGAAUACCGCGAACGGGUAUAUACAACUCGAAAACUCAACACCGAUCAACAGGCGAUCGCAGAUAAUAUACACAUCCUUAGGGAUGGAGAGGCCGCCAGAAUACUCGGCGGUUGGAUCGGAAACAAUGCAGACUGCGAGGCCCCGUGGUCGACGGUGAUCGAAAAAAUAGAUCAAAACCUGAGGCGCUGGGGACGCUCGCACCCAACAAUGGAUGGACGAAAACUCAUCGUCCAAAUGAUAGUGGGCGGCAUGACUCAAUAUCUAACCAAGAUACAAGGGAUGCCCAAAAAUGUCGAGGAUCGGCUCGUAAAGAUAAUCAGAACAUACAUGUGGGAUAGCGCAAGUGUCCCAGCAGUAUCCCUGGAGACCCUC